CUGUUCAUUUCUUCAAUUCCUAUGUAUUUAUUGGUGACUAAUGGUCUUUCAUCCUCUGUGUCCCAUUCUGAAGGCCCGUCGAGAUGCACUGGCUUUAGAUUUAUCAAUGGUGUGUCAUCUUCUGUAGACCAUCCAGGUUUCAUCUCUUGGUUUCCUACAAAUGGAAUAUCUUAAACACACUGUCCAUAAUAUGAAUUAAUAAGAUAUCGAUGUUAUUUUUCAAUCACAAAUUACACAAUAUAGAUUCCAAAUAGGUAUAACAAAUUAUUACAAAAUAAGCUUAUAGAACUAUUUCAAAAGUAAUAAAAUGUUAUGCAAUUACUAGGUCUAUUUUAUUCAAAUGUUUCAAAUGUAUUCAAAUGUUUACCUGCGAAGGUUGGUAGAUUUAUGUUCUGAUCCCAGCCGGGUGGAUUAAACAAUGUAUCAAGGACAUUGGGGGUUAUAUCUAAUUCAUGAUCAGGAGCUGCCUUCUUCACACAAUCAGGGGCUAUCUGGUUCACACAAUCUUGGGAUAUCUGGUUCACACAAUCGGGGGCUAUCUGGUUCAGGCAAUCGGGGGCUAUCUGGUUCAGGCAAUCGGGGGCUAUCUGGUUCAGGCAAUCAGGGUCUAUAUGGUUGACGCAAUCAGGGUCUAUCUGACUCACACAAACAAGGGGUGUCUGGUUCACGCAAUUGGGGGAUAUCUGGUUCAGGCAAUCAGGGUCUAUCUAGUUCACGCAAUUGGGGGCUAUCUGGUUCAGGCAAUCAGGGUCUAUCUGGCUCACACAAUCAGGGUCUAUCUGGUUAACCCAAUCGGGGGCUAUCUGUUUCAGGCAAUCAGGUUCUAUCUGAUUCACAAAAUCAGGGGCUAUCUGGUUCACGCAAUCAGGGUUUAUCUGAUUCACACGAUCAGGGGCUAUCUGGUUCACACGAUCAGGGGCUAUCUGGAUCACACGAUCAGGGGCUAUCUGGUUCACAUAAUCAGGGGCUAUCUGGUUCACGCAAUCAGGGUUUAUCUGGUUCACACGAUCGGGGGCUAUCUGGUUCACACGAUUAGGGGCUAUCUGGUUAACACAAUCAGGGGCUAUCUGGUUCACGCAAUCAGGGUUUAUCUGGUUCACACGAUCAGGGGCUAUCUGGUUCACACGAUCAGGGGCUAUCUGGUUCAUACAAUCAGGGGCUAUCUGGUUCACGCAAUCAGGGUUUAUCUGGUUCACACGAUCAGGGGCUAU
This is a messenger RNA of Owenia fusiformis, 1211 nucleotides long. NCBI's taxonomy places the organism in Eukaryota, Metazoa, Annelida, Polychaeta, Sabellida, Oweniidae. The record is from the annotation of a GenBank genome assembly.